Ciona intestinalis (vase tunicate) is the source of this 1569-nucleotide messenger RNA. The record is from RefSeq and is a predicted model, not a curated record. NCBI's taxonomy places the organism in Eukaryota, Metazoa, Chordata, Ascidiacea, Phlebobranchia, Cionidae.
CUAUAACUUGAUUUCCCCCUUUUUUUAAAGACAUAUAUGGCUAGUUCCUUAUGUGUUUAAACUUAUAUAAGAAUGACUGAUGUAAUUCAUGACGAAGUCGAGAUAGAAGACUUUGAAUUUGACGAAGAAACUGAAACGUAUUAUUACCCUUGUCCUUGCGGAGAUAAGUUUGAAAUAUCACUUGAAGAGUUACAAAGUGGUGAAGAUAUUGCUACCUGCCCAAGUUGUUCAUUACUUGUUAAAGUAAUUUAUGAUCCUGACGAUUUCUUGCUAGAUGAAGCUAAAGAAGUUGGAACGAAUGAAAGCGUGAAACAAACUGCUUAAAAUCAUCUGUACAUCAUAAGUCAUUAGAAGGUGUUUGUUAAAUUCUCUAGUAGCAUGUCUUCUUGUUUUAUUCGAAGUUCUUCACUCAUUUCAUCUUGUCGUCACAUACUAAGAAAAUAUGGAAAAGAUUCAAAACCAAUUAAAAUUUCUAAACAAAAGAGAAAAACGAAUCUGAACCAUAAUACAAAGGCAAGACACCAACGUUUUGAUAAAAUUGAAACUUCAGAUUUUGGAAAUGAAUUUCUUUAUGGGCGAUCUGUUUGUAACCUUGCGCUGUUGUCUUCCCGAAGACCAAUUUUUAAAAUGUUUAUUAAUUCAAAAUGGGAAGUCCAAGAACCAGAGGAUCCCAGGGUUCAAACCUCACUGAAGGAAGCUGAGGAAAGGAAUAUUCCAAUUGAGUUUGUUUCUGUUUCAGAUUUGUUUGAAAUAACGCAGGGGUUUCCACACCAGGGCAUAUGUCUUGAAGUUGGGCAAUUACCUGUUAUCCCAUUAACACAAGAUACUAUAACCAGUUUAAUACAUCAUAAGUUGGAACAAUGUCCAGUAUGGGUUCUUCUAUAUGACAUAAUUGACCCGAUGAACGUUGGAAAUAUUUUGCGGACUUGUCAUUUUCUUGGUGUACAUGCUGUUAUUAUGACGCCUCAAUGUGCCCCUCUAUCUUCGAGUGCAUGUAAAGCUAGCAGUGGUGCUACAGAAAUAAUGCAAAUAUAUUCUGUGAGAAAACCAACGCAAUUUAUACAGGAUAUGUCAGAGAAAAAUUGGGAGAUAUUGGGCACAGAUAUUUUUCGCGAGGAUAAUAAUACUCACUGCCCUGUAUUGGAUGUUGUUGAACACAAAGUUACAAAACCAUCUUUGCUUAUUCUAGGUAGUGAAGGGUCUGGUAUACCUUCUGAUGUAAAAGAAAUUUGCACCAAAUUGUUGACGAUCAAACCUUUAAAAACAAACACUGAAAAUCCUCAACUGUCAGUACCUUGUUUGAAUGUGUCUGCAGCAACAGCGAUUAUAUUGCAUCAAAUAUUGCUCAACAGAAGAUAGUUCAAUUAAAAUAAAUGUGAAAUUCAGUUUUACCAGCGCAAACGGAGUCAUUCAAUUCAGAUUCAGGAGUUAUUUAUCUUUUCUCAUUACUAUUUUUCUGUGCCUUUUAUUGGAUUCACAUUUCUUAUCUUUUAUUUUAGUUUUUUUAAACAAUUUUCUGUAUUUUCUUAUGUGAUCAUGCGUCAAUAAAAGUCACCAAUCAGCUUCAAA